Molecule: messenger RNA, 3475 nt
Organism: Annulohypoxylon maeteangense
Lineage: Eukaryota; Fungi; Ascomycota; Sordariomycetes; Xylariales; Hypoxylaceae
Product: acetyl-CoA synthetase-like protein
Exons: 5
Coding region: 147-3353 (1068 amino acids)
Source: RefSeq, a predicted model, not a curated record
UUGUUUAGCUCUCUACAUUACUAGUGAUUAUCGAAACUCCACAGUUAUAACAUAACCCUGAAGACAUCGUCAUAGUUAUAUAUUCUUUUAUACCAAAGAGUUACACGCGGUGACCUGAAAGACAACAGCUCCCAGUAUCCCUAGUGAUGGCGGCAAUCGCGAACAAAGGGACGAACGGUUCUAGCAAGCCCGAAUAUGGACGUCGAUUAAUUCCCCAUAUAAUCGAUGGGUUCGCAAAGGAUGAUCCCUCACGGGAGGCAUUCUCUAUCCCUCGAUCCGAGAACCCUAAAGAUGGAUGGAGAGUCAUCACGUUUAAGCAAUAUGCGAAUGCCAUCAACCGCGUCGCGCAUAGAAUUAUCGAGGAGUGCGGGACACCUUCGUCGGGUUCAUUCCCGACAAUAGCCUAUAUCGGUCCAAAUGAUGCCCGUUAUGUCGUGCUCAUGGUUGGCGCAAUCAAGGCUGGCUACAAGGCUCUCUUUAUCUCGCCUCGCAACUCCUAUGAGGGACAAAUUUCCCUGUUUGAGAGGACGGACUGCAAAAUAAUCGCGUUUGCAAAACAGCAGCGGUCGCUGGUUAAGCCCUGGUUACAAGAACGGGACAUGCAGGCCAUAGAAGUUGGCGAAAUUGAAGCUUGGUUUCCGGAACAGGAUGUCAAGCCGUUCCCUUACGAGAAAACAUUCGAGGAAGCUGAAUGGGAACCUGCAGUUGUCCUACACACUAGUGGAAGCACCGCGCUUCCCAAGCCUAUCGUUAUCACAAACGGCCUGAUAGCUACGAACGAUGCAUUCAAAGAAACGCCAGAUUUCAAUGGAGCCGUUUCCUGGAUGAAAGGGUUCGCAAGUCUCGCACGAAGGCAUCUUCUUCCGAUGCCUCUAUUCCACGCUGCAGGACUUUACAUUUUCGUCUUCUCGGCCAUAUAUUGGGACACCCCGAUCGCCUUCGGAAUCGGUGAACGCCCGUUGUCUAUCGACUUGGCUAUCGAGUGUCUUGAGAACGUAGAUGUCCAGGGGAUCAUGCUUCCGCCCGCUAUGCUAGAAGAGAUGAGUCACAGCGACGAGCUCAUUCGACCACUAGCUAAGCUUAACAUCGUUACGUUCGGUGGAGGAAAUCUUAACAAGGAAGCUGGUGACAGACUAGUGAAGAACGGCGUAUUCCUUAACAACGUGAUUGGUGCUACGGAGUUUACUCUUUUCCCGAUGUUUACUCAGCCAAACCCGGAGCUCUGGCAAUAUUUCAUAUUUAACGAGGAGGCGAUUGGAGCGGAUUGGCGCAGGGUUGAUGGCACUGAGGAUGUCUACCGACUUGUGAUGGUUCGCAAGGACAAACAUCCCGGUCUCCAGGGGAUUUUCUAUACAUUCCCAGAUAUGAACGAAUACGACACUAAGGACAUGUAUAGACCACAUCCAACUCUCCCCCAACAAUGGAUAUACUAUGGACGAUCCGAUAACAUCAUCGUCUUCAGUAACGGUGAAAAGCUAAACCCGAUUGGUAUUGAAGAGACCGUCGACGGGCAUCCCGAGGUCAAGGGCGCUCUGGUGGUUGGCACUGACCGCUUCCAAGCCUCGCUCCUUAUCGAACCAUGGAAAUCCCCGCAGAGCGAAGAAGACGCGGAGAAACUCAUCGAUCGGAUAUGGCCGUAUGUCGAAAGAGCCAACAAGGAGAACGUCGCACAUGGCCAAAUUUCACGCCAGUUCAUAAUGUUAGCUGAUGCAAAGAAACCAUUCCAUCGAGCUGGGAAAGGAACAAUUCAACGAGCAAGCACAUUGAAGGAGUAUAAGGACGAGAUUGAUAAGUUAUACGAGGAAGCGGACCACCUUUUCGAUGUUAGUACGAUAAAGAUCGACGCGACUUCUGAGGAUACGUUAAUAGAAUCGAUCCGGAAAAUGUUCGAGACUGGAUUAGGAUUCAAGGGCGAACUAGGGCCGGACACCGAUUUCUUCUCAGCUGGUAUUGAUUCAUUGCUCGUCAUUAACGCCUCUCGGCUCCUUCAUGGCGCAUUGGAAGCUGCCGGGCACCAGAUUGCCCCAUCUGCGGUAGCUGCUCGCUCUAUCUAUACUAACCCGACGCCACGGAAACUUGCAAAAUUCAUCCUCUCAAUUUUAAAUGAAGGGGAGGAAUCCAGUACCAGUGGAAGUGAGGGCGACCAGGUUAAAGCUAUGAAAUCGCUUUGGGAGAAAUACACGGCCAACCUUCCAGAGAAACGGGGAGAGAGGCCUGAUCCACUAGACGAAGGUCAAACGGUACUCCUAACCGGAUCCACAGGCAUGCUAGGAUCAUAUAUGCUGGAUCUUAUGGUAAAAAACCCGUCAGUGAAGAAAAUCGUCUGCUUGAAUAGAUCAGAGGACGGUGGCGCGAAGCGUCAGGCACAAUCUGCCGAAAACCGGGGACUUAGCGCAAACUUCGCAUCGAAAACUGAAUUCUUUCACGUCGAUAUGUCGCGUCCAGAUUUCGGACUUCCGCAAGGCACAUACGAUCGACUACUAGUUGAGGCAGAUCGCGUGAUCCAUAACGCAUGGCCAGUUAAUUUUAACAUGCCCGUCGAGUCAUUUGAGCCACAUAUCCGUAGUGUUCGAAACAUCGCCGACUUUGCUACGAAUUCAGCGAAGCGCGCAGCUGUCGUUUUCAUCUCGUCGAUAGGCACAAUAGAACGCUGGGGCAACAAGAACGGCGAAGUUCCAGAAGGACGAAUCGAUGAUCUCGAAGUCGCUGAUGGUGGUUACGGGCGCAGCAAGAUGAUUGGUAGUCUUAUUCUAGAGGAUGUUGCCAAAGCGGGCGACUUUCCAGCUGCCAUGAUCCGCGUCGGGCAAAUCGGCGGCCCCGAGGCGGAGGCGGGACAAUGGAAUAAGCAUGAAUGGUUUCCGUCAAUCGUUGCUAGCAGCUUGUACCUCGGUGCCCUCCCAAGCGACCUGGGAAUAAUGGACCGCAUCGACUGGACACCGGCCGAAAGUAUCGCGAAUCUGGUACUCGAAGUUGCUGGCAUCUCCCAGAAGCUCGUGGCCAAUGAGAUUAGCGGCUAUUAUCACGGCGUAAAUCCGUCUGGCAAACCUUGGGCCGAGCUGGCGCCAGCCGUACAAGAAUUUUAUGGCAAGGACCGUAUCCGGGAACUAAUCAGCUUCAGGGAGUGGAUCGACCGGCUAGAGAAGACACAAGCUAACGAUACCCAAGCUCUGGGUAAGAAUCCAGGCAUUAAGCUGAUUGAUUCUUACCGAGGCAUGUCAGAUGCCUACGAAGCAGGCAAGAGGCCUGUUGUCUGCUCUAUGAAACGUACGACGGAGCGUAGCGGAACGAUGAAGUCUGCCAAAGCUAUCACACCCGAUUUGCUGAAGCACUGGUGUAAACAAUGGGGGUUUUAAGUGAUAUUCCAAGCAUUGAGUAUCACAGAAGACCUACUUGGCAGUUAUUUGGCAGUUUGAUCCGGAGAAGAAGUGAAGAAUUUCAUAGAUAGUUUGAUGAAUUUUAGCGUACGUACUAUAGA